CAGAAUUGCAUACACUUAUCUUCAAUUCAAUGGCAUUCAGUUCACCCUCUUCCUCUUUCUCUUCUUCUUGUCCUUUCAUUCCUAGAUGGUCUUACGAUGUAUUCUUAAGUUUUAGAGGAACAGAUACUCGCAAUACUUUUACUGUCCAUCUAUACCUUGCUCUAUGUCAAAGGGGAAUCAAAACCUAUAAAGAUGACAAAGAUAUUGAAAGAGGAGAGAUAAUUUCACCUACACUUAUCAAAGCUAUUGAGGAGUCCAUGAUUUCCAUAAUUGUAUUAUCUCCAAACUAUGCAUCAUCUACAUGGUGUUUAGAGGAGUUAACCAAGAUCAUUGAGUGUAAGAAAAUAAAACAACAAAUUGUUUUACCAAUAUUUUACCAUGUAAAUCCAUCAGAAGUACGAAAUCAGAGUGGAAGUAUUGGAGAAGCAUUGGCUAAACAUGGAGAGAGGUUUAAGGAGGACCCCAAGAUGCAGAGGUGGAAGGAAGCCCUACAAGAGGUUGCUGGUUUGGCUGGAGAACAUUUGGAAGACAGGAAUGAAUCUGAAUUUAUCGAUAAAAUUAUUCGAUGGGUGGAUUCUAAAAUAGAGAGAUAUACAUACCAAUUAGACAUUGCUGAGCAUCCAGUUGGACUAGAGUCUCGUCUAAAAGACUUGAAUACUAAGUUAGGAAUUGGAAGGAAUGACAUUACUCUCAUGAUAGGGAUUUAUGGAACUGGUGGGAUUGGUAAAACAACUAUCGCCAAAGCAGUCUUUAACUCAAUUGGACAACGAUUUGAAGCUAGAUGUUUUCUAGCAAAUGUUAGAGAGAUUUCAAGUCGAGAGGACGGUCUGGUCAAACUACAAGAAAAACUUCUUCGUGAGCUCUUAGGAAACUUUGGAAGUUUUAAUAUUAGCAGUGUUGGAGGUACUAAUGUUAUAAAGCUUGGGCUUUGCUUUAAAAGGGUACUUCUAAUUCUUGAUGAUGUGAAUGAGUCACGCCAAUUAAAAGAAUUAGCUGGAAAUAACAAUUGGUUCGGUCCAGGAAGUAGAAUUUUAAUAACAACAAGAGAUCAACAUCUAUUAACUUAUCAUCAAGUUGAUUCAAUGUACGAAGUGCAGGGAUUGGACGACAACCAAGCUAUUCAGCUAUUUAGUUGGCAGGCAUUUAAAAGAGACAAGCCAGUUGAAAGUUAUGUAAAACUCACAAAUUGUAUAAUAGGUUAUGCUAAGGGCCUUCCACUAGCUCUUAUAGUACUUGGUUCAGAUUUGUGUGGUAGAAGUAUACAAGAAUGGAAAAGUGCAUUGGAAAUGUAUGAAAGAAGUCCUCACAAGGAUAUUUAUGAAAUUCUUAAAAUAAGUUAUGACGGGUUGGAUGAUAAUGAAAAGGAUAUUUUCUUGGACAUUGCAUGUUUCUUCAAGGGGAACUCUAUAGAAUAUGUCACAAAAAUACUAAACAGUUGUCGUUUUUCAUCAUCUAUUGGCAUUGCAAGGCUUCAAGAUAAGUGUCUCAUCAAUAUUCGUGAUCAGUGUGUGGAGAUGCAUGACUUAUUGCAAGAAAUGGGUAAAGAAAUUGUUCGACAAGAAUCGUCUAAAGAAGCUGGCAAACGUAGUAGACUCUGGUUUCAUGAAGAUGUUUGCCAUGUUUUAGAAGAAAAUACGGGAACAAACAAAAUUGAAGCGAUUUUGUUAGAUUUUCCUGAAGGAGAUGACAUGAUAUGCUUGCAUUCCAAGGCCUUUAUGAAGAUGAGCAAUCUUCGACUGUUUAUAAACUUGAAUGCGCAAUUUUCUGCAGGACCGAAUUAUCUCUCUAAUGAAUUAAGAGUAUUUUAUUGGCCUCAAUAUCCUUCAUCAUUUUUACCUUCUAAUUUUCGUGGAAAUAAUCUGGUUGAAUUUAAAAUGCUUGAUAGCCUCAUCAAGGAGUUAGGCGGCCUAAAAUUCAAGAACUUGACAGAUAUGGAUUUAUGUUGUUGUAAAUUCUUAACAAAAAUUCCUGAUCUUUCAAGCAGCCCAAAUUUAGAGAAGUUAAAUCUUAGAAAUUGUGAGAACUUAGUUGAGGUUCAUCACUCUGUUGGAUUCCUUGAUAAACUUUUGAGAUUUUAUGUUGGUGGAUGCUGCAAGCUUAGGAUUUUGCUUAAAAGAUUGAAGUUAAGAUCUCUACGUUCUUUUAAGCUUGACUUUUGCUCGAGUCUUGAAGACUUUCCAGAGAUUGAAUGUGAAAUGGAAUUUUUACAUGCAUUAAAUCUUCGUGGCACUGGCAUAAAAGAACUACCUUCAUCAAUUGAGAACGUCAAAGGACUUAAAAAGUUAUAUCUAACCAGUUGUUGUCUGAAAAAAUUACCUUCCUCAAUUGAUAGCCUUACUCGGCUUGAAGAAUUAUAUGUAGCAGGCAGCAUUGAUCAGUUGCAAAGUCUAUGUAUUGUCAAAGUACUCAAUAGUUUUUCACAACCAAUAGACAUUGGAAGGGUGGAGGAGGAUGGUGUACAAUCCAUGCCAUCUGUAGAAUUGACUUCAACAAAUUCAAGCAUCUUUAAUGAUGUAGGUUCCUCCGCAAGUACGAUUUGGAAAUCGCUACAAGUUUUAAGUCUUCGGUUCUGUUGCCUGUCAGAAUCAAAUUUCUUCACGAAGGGUAGUUACUUUCCUGCUUUGGAUAGGUUAGAUCUAAGUGGGAGUGAUAUUGUUAUAUUUCCAGCUCAAGGUGUCAAAUUUGUUAGCUUGACAUACCUUUGUUUGAACAAUUGCAAGAAACUUGAAGAAAUUUUACCUCUUCCAUUGAGCAUAGCAAGUGUUCACGCUCGUGAAUGCACAUCAUUGGAAAGUUUUGCACUACUAUAUGAAAUACUCAUUAAAAACAAUGGAACGAAUUAUCCUAACCUCCGAAGGAUUGACUUGUACGGAUGCCAUAAACUGCUUGCGAAUAUGAGGCUGAUUCCUUAAUGGGAAUAGGUAUGUACAUCUCUUUUCC
Molecule: messenger RNA, 2940 nt
Organism: Carya illinoinensis
Lineage: Eukaryota; Viridiplantae; Streptophyta; Magnoliopsida; Fagales; Juglandaceae
Product: disease resistance protein RPV1-like
Exons: 4
Coding region: 30-2912 (960 amino acids)
Biological process (GO): signal transduction; defense response
Molecular function (GO): ADP binding
Source: RefSeq, a predicted model, not a curated record